Messenger RNA from Gavia stellata (red-throated loon), 1817 nucleotides. It is a transcript of the gene MORF4L1, whose product is annotated as mortality factor 4 like 1. Gene Ontology annotation, cellular component: NuA4 histone acetyltransferase complex; nucleus. Bases 43 to 1077 code for a protein of 344 amino acids. The record is from RefSeq and is a predicted model, not a curated record. The transcript is spliced from 13 exons. NCBI's taxonomy places the organism in Eukaryota, Metazoa, Chordata, Aves, Gaviiformes, Gaviidae. Gene Ontology annotation, biological process: chromatin organization; regulation of DNA-templated transcription.
CCCCCGCGGGGAGGGGGCGGGAGGAGGGAGAGUCACUUAUAAAUGGCGCCCAAGCAGGACCCCAAGCCCAAAUUCCAGGAGGGUGAACGAGUGCUUUGUUUUCAUGGACCUCUCCUUUAUGAAGCAAAGUGUGUAAAGGUUGCCAUAAAGGACAAGCAAGUGAAAUACUUUAUCCAUUACAGUGGUUGGAAUAAAAACUGGGAUGAAUGGGUUCCAGAAAGCAGAGUGCUCAAAUACGUGGAUACCAAUUUGCAGAAACAAAAAGAACUUCAAAAGGCCAAUCAGGAACAAUAUGCAGAGGGGAAGAUGAGAGGUGCUGCUCCGGGCAAGAAGACUUCUGGUCUGCAGCAGAAAAAUGUUGAAGUAUUUUUCAGACGAGAUGGAGCGCAUACUGUUUGCUGUUUGGAGACCCCUACAAUAUCGACGCGGAAAACAAAAAAGAACAAACAGAAAACUCCAGGAAUUGGAGAAGGGAGCAGUACCAGUGAGACUCCUCAGCCUCCUAGGAAGAAGAGGGCUCGAGUAGAUCCAACGGUUGAAAGUGAAGAAACAUUUAUGAACAGAGUUGAAGUAAAGGUGAAAAUCCCAGAAGAGCUGAAACCGUGGCUGGUAGAUGACUGGGACUUGAUCACCAGGCAAAAGCAGCUCUUCUAUCUUCCUGCCAAGAAGAAUGUUGACUCCAUUUUAGAGGAUUAUGCAAACUACAAAAAAUCACGAGGAAAUACUGAUAACAAGGAGUAUGCAGUCAAUGAAGUUGUGGCUGGAAUUAAAGAAUACUUCAAUGUCAUGCUGGGAACUCAACUACUGUACAAGUUUGAGAGGCCUCAAUAUGCUGAAAUUUUAGCAGAUCACCCAGAUGCACCAAUGUCUCAAGUCUAUGGUGCCCCACACCUACUGAGGUUGUUUGUACGAAUUGGAGCUAUGCUUGCUUACACUCCUCUUGAUGAGAAGAGUCUGGCUUUGCUGUUAAACUAUUUGCAUGACUUCUUAAAGUAUUUAGCAAAGAAUUCCUCCGCAUUGUUUAGCGCCAGUGACUAUGAAGUAGCCCCUCCUGAGUAUCAUCGGAAAGCAGUAUAAUACUGUGCUGCUUGACAAUGAUGUGAUAAUUGGAUCCUUGCAACGCUGUCCACUUCUACAUCUUGUUCUUCACCUUUCUAUUGCACAUGUCUCUAUUGCACAAAUUAUGUAAACAUAAAGUGAAUAAAGCUGUGUGUUUAAAAUGGAACUGGCAUUUGUAAGUUCUGAAGAUUUUCUUGUCCCGAAAUGGAAGCUUGGAGUUUAACGGGAACUCUUUGGUGUUUCUGGCUUGCUACUGUUGUUUGCAUCAAUGGAAUGUAAAAAGAAUGCAUUAUGGUAUUUCAUUGUAUGAACUCUCAGUGCUCGUGGGUCUGUUUUGACAAUAAGAUUUGCUUCACUAACCUGCUUUUUUGCAUAGUAAUGACAAACCCAGACUCAGACCCAUGAGGGCUGUGAUCACCUAGUGUUGGUGCUAUUGAUUAGUCUGACUUUCAAACCCAUUUAAUUUCUUGGUGUUGGAAGUAAAAUGUUUCGUCCAUAAAUGUAUGCUUUUAUUUAGAUAGUGGAAGGACUGUGACUUUUUUUAUAUUCUAACAAUAGGAAAAUGCAUUAUCAUAUUGUAGUGUCUUGAAAACGUUGGUCUUUCACAGAGCUGUUUUACAAAUCUUCAAAUAAACUUUUUUAAUUUCAAGUGUUUCUAAUAUUUGUAUUUGCAUCAGUCACUACUUUAAGACAGUGUCCUGUCAAGUAUGAUCUGAGUGUAUUAAGUGUAGUAUAAAGUUCUGCAAUAUUAACUUGGA